Momordica charantia (bitter melon) is the source of this 2369-nucleotide messenger RNA. RefSeq names its product signal recognition particle-related / SRP-like protein. Gene Ontology annotation, biological process: SRP-dependent cotranslational protein targeting to membrane. Gene Ontology annotation, cellular component: signal recognition particle, endoplasmic reticulum targeting. The record is from RefSeq and is a predicted model, not a curated record. Lineage: Eukaryota; Viridiplantae; Streptophyta; Magnoliopsida; Cucurbitales; Cucurbitaceae. Gene Ontology annotation, molecular function: 7S RNA binding; signal recognition particle binding; endoplasmic reticulum signal sequence receptor activity.
UGGAAAACAACAUUGGAUCAUUCUCCAAUCGCUAAAACCAAACUCCAUUUCCUUUCUGGCGUUGGAUUUUGGUUCACUUCCGCUGAAAAAAAAAAAAACCCCCAAUUGGCAAAACACUAUCAAAUUACCAAACAGACGCAAUUCAAGAAUACGGAGCAGCCGUCGCCACUUCCCACAGAUCAUCGGGGCAAUUACAACGACCUCCGUUGGGCCUCAAUUGCGAAGUAGAACCAAAUGGCGUCCAUGGAAGUCGACAGCGCGAACUCUAAUGUUUCUGACCCUGAUAAUCCUAGAUUUUCCACUAACGUAUUGCAGCUCUUGAAAUCUUCCCAGAUGCAGCAUGGGUUACGUCAUGGAGACUACACUCGCUAUCGGAGGUACUGCACAGCUCGGCUAAGGAGGCUUUAUAAAUCUUUGAAGUUCACUCAUGGCCGUGGAAAAUACACCCGACGGGCCAUUACUCAAUCAACUGUUACUGAAGUCAGGUUUCUCCAUGUGGUUCUGUAUAUGGCGGAGAGAGCAUGGAGUCAUGCCAUGGAGAAAAGGCAAUUACCAGAUGGUCCAAAUGCACGUCAGCGUAUCUAUUUGAUUGGUAGGCUCAGGAAGGCAGUGAAAUGGGCCAAUCUGUUUGCACAAUUGUGUGCUAGCAAGGGAGACCCAAGAACAUCUUUGGAAGCAGAGGCUUAUGCAUCGUACAUGACAGGGAACUUGUUGUUUGAACAAGAUCGGAAUUGGGACACUGCAUUACUAAACUUUAAAAGAGCCAGAGCUGUUUAUGAGCAACUUGGGAAAGUAGGAGAUCUGGAGCAUCAAGUUUUGUGUCGUGAACGCGUGGAGGAGCUGGAACCUAGUAUACGAUACUGCUUGCACAAGAUUGGCAAAGCUAAUCUACAGGCCUCUGAACUUCUACAUAUUGGGGAGAUGGAAGGUCCUGCUCUAGACCUUUUCAAAGCUAAAUUAGAGGCUGUCAUGUCGGAGGCCAGAUCUCAGCAGGCUGUUUCCCUGACCGAGUUUCAUUGGCUAGGUCACAGGUUUCCAAUAUCCAAUGCAAAAACGAGAGUUGCCAUAUUGAAAGCUCGGGAAUUAGAAAAGGACUUGAAAGGUUCAGCAGCAGAUUCAAUUCCAGCGGAGAAAAGAUUGUCCAUUUAUGAUAAGAUAUUUGCAGCGUACCAUGAGGCAAGGAGCUCUAUUCGCAGUGACUUGGUCAGUGCUGGAAAUUCUGAAAAUGUCAAAGAUGAUUUAAGUGGGCUUGAUAAAGCCGUUAGUGCAGUGUUGGGUCAAAGGACAAUUGAUCGCAACCAGUUGUUGGUAAACAUUGCAAAAAGUAAGCUUAUUAGGCGCCAUGAUGAGAAAAAUGAGAAAGUUACCAAGCCAGAGGAACUUGUUCGCCUAUAUGAUCUUCUAUUACAAAAUAUUUCAGAUCUUUCUGACUUAGUCAGUUCUGGAAGAGAUAGGAUGCAGGAAGAAGUGACAUUUGCUGAAGAGUGCUCGCUUAAAAGUAUAGCUUUCCGUGGAGAAAGGUGCUUUUACCUAGCAAAAUCAUACAGUUUGGCUGGAAAAAGAGCAGAAGCUUAUUUACUAUACUGCCAUGCCCGCUCCCUUGCUGAAGAUGCUAUGCAGAACUUCCGUAUUACAAAUGUCAGUGAUCCGAAGAUGAUCGAAGAGCUGAAGACAUUAGUCGAGGAAUGCAGAGCCAACAGUUGUAUAGAGCAUGCAACUGGAAUUAUUGAGGAGGUGAAGGCUCCAGAGAAUCUGUCAAAGAAGAUCUCUAAGAUGUCACUGACUGGAACUGAUAAGAAGUCGAUCAAAUUCCUCCUUCAAAGCCUUGAUAACUAUGAGUCCGCAAUUGGUGAUCCCAAUGUCAAAAGCGCUCCACGUAUCGAAGCCUUUCCUCCCGCGUUUCAGGCAAUCCCCCGGAAUCCCAUCGUUCUGGACCUUGCUUUUAACUUCAUCGAGUUCCCAUCUCUUCAGAAUAGAAUGAAAAAGGACCGAAAGGGCUUUAUCAGUAGGCUAUGGGGAUGAGUUCCUUCGGCAAGAAUCAAAGAUUUUUCUUUCCAUGGGGUACUCUCUCUCUCUCUUUUUGCUGCUCGAGUUUUUGUUUUAGCUGGUGGUUACAAGAAUAUAGAGACCUUUGGAACUGAUCUUUUAACUACUUCCCAGUACCCUUGUGAAUUUUGGAUCACAAUUAGAAUAUAAUGACUGCCUUUUUCUUGGUUCUCUAGGAUGUAUUACAAAGAAAUAGGACCAGUUUUUCAGGGUUUUUCUUAGAGAGCCUGCCUGUGAAAUGUGACCAUUACAGAAAUCACAUUGUUUAUUUUUCUGAUUUUGGAUACAAAUUUUGAAUUUAUUGCGGAUAUUUUAGACGUUUA